AUGUCUGCGCAUCUGCAAUGGAUGGUCGUUCGGAACUGCUCCAGUUUCCUGAUCAAGAGGAAUAAGCAGACGUACAGCACCGAACCUAACAAUCUGAAAGCCCGCAAUUCCUUCCGCUACAACGGGCUGAUUCACCGCAAGACAGUGGGAGUGGAGCCCGCGGCCGACUGCAAAGGGGUCGUGGUGGUCAUGAAACGCAGAUCCGGUCAGCGCAAACCAGCUACUUCUUACGUAAGGACCACCAUCAACAAGAAUGCACGGGCCACCCUGAGCAGCAUCAGGCACAUGAUCCGAAAGAACAAGUACAGCCCCGAUCUGCGCAUGGCGGCCAUCCGCAGGGCCAGUGCCAUCCUACGAAGCCAGAAGCCUGUGGUGGUGAAGAAACGGACCCGUCCCACCAAGAGCUCCUGAGCCCAACACCCCAGAAGCAAUAAAGAGUCUACUGACUUUUUUUAACCAUCAAAAAAAAAAAAACAGGUCCAGCAAUUUCCGUUUCCCCUCCUGUGGCGGGGGAAGCGCCGGACCUGCCGUCUGUGUUCAAGGACUCUGUCUGGCUUAGCAGAGGUGAAGGGAGCGGUGAGGACUGGCUGGAGGCCGGACCGUGACAGGCAGGACUCCCGGCCGUCCAGCCGCACAUGCACCAAUCAGCUUCGCCCACAGGGUGGCGCCAGACGGACGGAGGAGCGCGCGUCUGCGCAGGCGCCA
Messenger RNA from Microtus oregoni (creeping vole), 705 nucleotides. Its product is annotated as 60S ribosomal protein L28-like. Gene Ontology annotation, biological process: translation. Gene Ontology annotation, molecular function: structural constituent of ribosome. NCBI's taxonomy places the organism in Eukaryota, Metazoa, Chordata, Mammalia, Rodentia, Cricetidae. The coding region runs from base 1 to 411 and encodes 136 amino acids. The record is from RefSeq and is a predicted model, not a curated record. Gene Ontology annotation, cellular component: ribosome; cytosolic large ribosomal subunit. The transcript has a single exon.